Messenger RNA from Truncatella angustata, 1473 nucleotides. RefSeq lists its product as uncharacterized. Gene Ontology annotation, molecular function: N,N-dimethylaniline monooxygenase activity; NADP binding; flavin adenine dinucleotide binding. The transcript has 4 exons. Lineage: Eukaryota; Fungi; Ascomycota; Sordariomycetes; Amphisphaeriales; Sporocadaceae. The coding region runs from base 1 to 1473 and encodes 490 amino acids. The record is from RefSeq and is a predicted model, not a curated record.
AUGGCACCAGCACACCGCCGCGUGGCAGUCAUCGGCGCCGGCCCGGCCGGCGCAAUCGCCACAGACGCUCUGGUGAAGGAGCAAGCCUUCGACACGAUCCGGGUCUUCGACCGGCGCGCGGGCAUCGGCGGGACCUGGGUUCACACGCCGCACCUGCCGGCGUCCAUCCCCUCGCUGGGCGAGGUCCUCGCCGGCACGGCGGACAGGGCCGUCGCCGUCCCCGCGCAGCUCCCCGCCGUGACCGCGGUGUCGGAGGAGGUGAACGGCCACCAGCACCGCUUCUCCGACACGGCCAUCCACGAGAACCUGCACAGCAACAUCACGCCCGAGAUCAUGGCGUACUCCUCCUACCCCUUCCCCGGCACCCUGUCCCCCAGGACGCUGGCCGAGUACGGGCCCGGCGCCCCCUUCCGCCACCACGCCACCAUCAGGGACUGGGUCGAGGGCAUCUUCAAGUCCAACGGGCACGAGGGGCUGCUCGAGCUCAACACCACGGUGGAGCGCGCCGCCAAGGAGGGCGGCGAGUGGGUCCUGACGCUGCGGAAGGAGAGCAACGGCCGGAACUACUGGUGGCGCGAGAGGUUCGAUGCUCUGGUGGUCGCGACGGGCCAUUACAACGUCCCCUGGUUUCCGGAAGUAGACGGGCUGUUGGAGUGGGAUCGCAAGUUCCCGGGAAGUGUCGUGCACAGCAAGCACUUCAAGAGCCCCAAGCAGUUCGCGGGCAAGCGCGUGGUAGUCGUGGGCGCAUCGGUCUCCUCGCACGAGAUCAUCCACGAGAUCCUCGACACGGCGCAGAAGCCCGUCUACGCAUCAAUCAGGGGCGACCCCAUCCCGGCAUUUGGGUGGGAGCCCUUCAACCACCCCGCCAUCGCGCUGAGGAAGCAGAUCAGCCGCCUGGACGCCGAGGCCGGCCGCGUCCACUUCGUGGACGGCACGCACCUCGACGGUGUGGACCACCUCGUCUUUGGGACCGGCUAUUCCUUCAGCUACCCGUUCCUGCCGCAUGUGCAGGAGCGCGUGCAGAAGGCCUACCGCAGACUGCCGGGCGUCUGGCAGCAUACGUGGGAUAUCGAGGAUCCUUCGUUGACUUUUGUCGGAAUGCUCGGCGGCGGCUUCACUUUCCGCGUGUACGAAUAUCAGGCCGUGGCCGUGGCUCGGCAUCUCGCCGGGCGGGCGCGUGCUCUGCCUUCUGUCCCCGACCAACUUGAAUGGGAGCGCGCCCGCGUUGCCGAGAAGAAGGGAGGCAAGGACUACUACUCGAUAGCCCCCAACUACGAGGAGUACUUCGAGUUCCUGCGAGGUGUCGCUGGAGAACCAGCUGAAGGUACCACUGGGAGGGCCCUGGAGCCGUUCAGACAGGAGUGGAAGGAGAUCUGGCCAGCCAUGGUGAGCCACAAGAUCGAGGGGUGGCGGAGGAAGAGAAGAAGGGCCGAGGAGGAGUUAGGCAGUGGGCAGGUCAAGGCAAAAUUGUAG